AAGGCAGCACAAGAAGAUAAAGCAGGAAACUAUGAGGAAGCCUUCCGCUUGUACCAACAUGCCGUGCAGUAUUUUAUCCAUGUUGUUAAAUGUUUUUUUAAGACAGGAGGCAGGUGUUUGCUGUCUCUCCUCUGGACUUUUGUAGCAGUGUUUCAAGCUGGCCACUGCACGAGGAAAUAUGACAAUAAGUACAGGGAUCCCUGUAUUUCUGUUGUGCUGAAAACCAUGUUACACAUGAAGUCUUUGCUGUAUCUGCAGAGUGCUUUUUGCUCCUUUAAUUCAUGCUGCUUGCCCUUCUAAAGUCUCUCUGCUGACAUUUUUUGCUCCUUAAUGUCAUAGUCUUGCUGUUUAUCUUGGCCAAGAAAAUGUAUGAGAUGGACUUGUAUGUAACAAUUUUUCUUCAGUUUCCAUCUUCUCAUUACUUUAUGCCUUUUCCCACUGCUGUGUACCUUUUGUGCCACAUUCAGUGUUUGUAUGCAAGGAGUGGGCUUUCUUAAUGUGGGUACAGCCCUAGUGUAAGUGGGCUAGGGUUGCUUGCCUGACAAAAGUACACUUACAGAUCUUCAUUAUUUGAAAAAAAUAGUUUUCUUUAUAGUCCUUUAUUAUUAGGAUAAUCUGUGUUUAUCACUUCCUGUCCAUUUGAAUCUCAGAGACUUUCUCAGAAUAUCGCUUUAUAUGCUUUUAACAAAACUGAUGUACUUUUGGAAACUUAGCUCAAAAACCUGACAUGUUAAAUUUCGAUUGUUGGUUUGAAAUACUGUAAUAGUGAUUAUGAGAACAGCGUGGCUGUUGAAACACACUUAAUUCUUUCAGAUGUUUUAUGUAAUGUUUCUUUAUCUUUUAAAAUUAGCAGGCUAUGGAAGAAUCAAGUAUGGUUCUAAAUAAAAAUUGCCUAGCACAAGCAGCUUCUUGAUCAGCUAUUUUAGAAAAGCAGUUAUUAAGGCAAUGUCUAGCAGCUUGAAAGGUUGACAGAAAAGCUUCCACUGCUGAUGUCCUUAAUCUUUUACAGUCAAAUUUUAAGCCAAGGCAAUGUUCAGGUGAAUAUUUGAUUUCUGUUACAUGAUGACAUUCUUCUGGUCAGUUCAUUCCAAGGUAUAAUGGAAAAACAAGUAGUUGAGAUGUUUGGUUAUGUUGUGAGCCCUGAGAGAGGUGUAUUGAUAAGAGAUAAAGAAGACAGAUCUUUAGUCUUGUUUUUUGAUCGAUGCACUUGUGUUUUGCUGUUAACAAAGAAUUGUUUAUCUUCAAACUCUUAGAUGAAGCACAGGGUGAUAAAGCAAAACAAAGCAUUAGAGCAAAAUGUACUGAAUACUUGGACCGAGCAGAAAAGCUGAAAGAAUAUCUGAAAAAGAGAGAAAAAACUGCACCAAAACCAGUUAAAGAGUCUGGUCCUGCUGAAGGAAAAGGGAAUGACAGUGAUGGGGAAGGAGAAUCAGAGGACCCUGAAAAAAAGAAGCUACAGAAUCAACUUCAAGGAGCAAUUGUUAUGGAGAGACCAAAUGUCAAAUGGAGUGAUGUCGCUGGCCUCGAAGGUGCCAAAGAGGCACUUAAAGAAGCAGUCAUCCUUCCCAUUAAAUUUCCACACCUGUUUACAGGAAAGAGGACACCCUGGAGGGGAAUUCUCCUAUUUGGACCACCAGGAACAGGAAAGUCUUAUUUAGCAAAAGCUGUGGCAACAGAAGCAAACAACUCUACCUUCUUCUCAGUAUCUUCAUCUGACCUUGUUUCAAAAUGGUUAGGUGAAAGUGAAAAAUUAGUGAAAAACUUGUUCCAGCUUGCCAGAGAAAACAAACCUUCUAUCAUCUUCAUUGAUGAGAUAGAUUCCCUCUGUGGGUCAAGAAGUGAAAAUGAAAGCGAGGCUGCUAGACGGAUAAAAACAGAAUUUCUAGUCCAGAUGCAAGGGGUUGGUGUUGACAAUGAAGGAAUCUUGGUCUUAGGAGCAACAAACAUACCCUGGGUUUUGGAUUCUGCUAUCAGGAGAAGGUUUGAGAAGCGUAUUUAUAUUCCUUUACCUGAAGACCAUGCCAGGGCUGCAAUGUUCAAACUUCACCUCGGGUCAACUCCAAAUGACUUAAAAGACUCAGAUUAUCGAGAGCUUGGGAAGAGAACUGAUGGCUAUUCUGGUGCAGAUAUAAGCAUCAUUGUCCGUGAUGCACUGAUGCAGCCUGUUAGAAAAGUGCAAUUGGCGACUCACUUUAAAAAAGUAAAAGGACCAUCAGUGUCUAAUCCAAAUACGAUGGUAGAUUUAUUCACCCCUUGCUCUCCAGGUGAUCCUGAAGCCAUAGAAAUGACAUGGAUGGAGGUCCCAGGUGAUAAAUUACUGGAGCCUAGAGUUUCCAUGGCUGAUAUGCUCAGGUCGCUUGCUAGCACAAAACCAACAGUUAAUGAACAGGACUUGGAGAAGUUAAAGAAGUUUACAGAAGACUUUGGUCAGGAAGGCUAAACCAAAGAUAUGUGUGAAGCAUUAGAACCUUUUUUUGUUUUUUUUAAGUAUUCUUGUGUCUUUAUUGAUGGCACUUCAAAUAAAUGCCAAUAAAAUUACCCCUUUCACACUUUGCAGAAGGAAUAGAAGAUACCUUUGCAAAGACCCUUAAGCUUUUGUAUUGUAUUGUUCUCCUCAGAUGUCUAUUAAAUUAAUUCUAUUGAAAAGUAAUACAAAAAUACAAUUUUUAGGUGAGACAGCAAAGUGAUGUGGUAAUGUCUAAUAAAUACUAGAAAGCUUUAAAUUACUAGUUCCAUAUUAGGUGGUAUAUUAGACCUGGAUACCAAUGAGUUUUAGGUUUUGACCUUAUCUCCCUGUAAGGUCAAAAAUCUUUUUAAACGGUAGGAGAGAACAUGUUUGUCAGGUGUUUUCAAUAUCAGUCAAUCAGCAUAUGUAUUAAUUGCUCUCAUUUCAUUUAGGAAAAUGCAACAAAAUUUUCUAAUCAAGCAUACUGCAAGUGUGGGUUUGCUGUUAAAGUAAGAAAGAAGACACUGGAGGAUAAGACUACAUGGGCCAGUACUUUGAUUAAAUAUUGAUGGACCUGUUAUUUGGCUUUUUUUCUGCUAUGCUGUGUUAAAAUUUUGCCUUAAACAGCAAGCUUUUGUUUUUAACUCUUUACUAGCUGGUACACACUGUCACUAUGCAAUUUAACACAAGUUUGUUAAAUGCAAGUAACUCACAAGGUGUUUUGCUGGCUCUUCUUGGGGGGUUGUUUGGAUUUGUUUUAUUUGUUGUUUUGGUUUUUAAAAUCUGGAUUCUCUUCCUGGGGAAGUUUUGACUGAAGGUAGAAAAAAGCAUUAGUAAUGUCCUCUGAGAUCCCACAUGUUGCAGCUGGCAAGGUAUAUGUAGUCUUUGGCGAAUGUCUGGGUGGUAUUUUGGGAAAUAGCAUACUUCACAUGCAAGGAGAUUAGAACAGAUGUUUUUGCCACGGUCUUUCCAGUGAUAAAUUAACCCAGAGCCCCACUGGUAACUGUAGCAUAUAGGUUACAUCAGUUUAGUGCUUAAACUGGGAGAGAAAGCUGGCAAUUUAGUAUAGAAGUAGCACUUCCAUUGCUCUUUUUCUGCAGAACUGCAAAUGGAGAUGUGCCUGAAUGUAACUUAAAAACACUACAGCAUCAUCAUUGAGUUUGUGCCUUGUAAGUUUGCACUGGCUGUAGAGAUGAAACACCAUUAGAAUAUCUAGAAUCCUCUAUCUUCCAUUACCAUUGUACAACUCUAUCCUGCAAAUGUUUUGUUUAACUUGCAUUACGAGAAAUUUGCACAUUUUAGGUGUGUAUGUUCUAUGUACAUAUGCACAGCUAUGAUCAUCUUUUGAUGGGGUUUGGUUUCUUCUCUGUACAUAUUUUGUGUACUUUAUAAAUCAUAGGAUGGGUGGCAUUUUCUUAAUGUACUUAAUGAAGUAAAAUGUUGUAGUACAACAUCAGCUAUGUUAUUUGAGUAUUUCUUCUAUGUUAUGUUCAAGUUUUUACUGCUUUAUUGUCUUCUUAGACUUUUGUUUCUGUGUUUAAUAGCCAAACAAAAUAGGUAAAUAUUCUGUGAUCUGCAAGGUGCUGAGUUUUUUUUACUAACAUGAUGAAACAUUUUUUCCAAAAUCCUUCAGUUACACAGCUUUACUGUUGUCUUACAUCAGAAUGUGUAAAUGUGAAUCAGUGGGCUGCAGAUCUUUCUGAUAUCUUUUGGGAGGAUGGCAGGAGAGGGAGUGGGUGAGGGCGGGAAUUCCAGUGUAGGUACAGGCAACUAUGGUUAGUAAACUUAAUCCUUAAUUGCAACAAGAUGUCGUCUGUAGUUUUCUUUUGUGAACACUUCCGAAGUGAGCCACAUACUAGCGUGGUUGUCCUUCAGAGGUUUGAAUCCACUGUCUGAAGUAUUUAUCUCUUGACCUUUUGAAAAAUGAGAGUCCUUACUGCAAUUCUGCAAUCUUAAAAUUCUCAGGAACGUUUUGGUUUUUGGUUUAUUUUUUCCUUUUUGUGGUAAGCUGAUUUGUCUUAUGGGCUUCCAUAUGCUUAACUGUGUAAUCUUGUAUCUUUAAUGCAAAAGAAAAAUAUACUGUAUGUUUUAAAUUUACAUCUUGCUGCUUGCUCAGAUAACAUCUGUAACAGAACAUUUACUAUUUGAUGUUGAAAGUUGUUUUUAGAAAUAUAUUCCAAAUAAACUUUGCUGCUUAGAAUUGCAGCUACAAGGGCAA
Molecule: messenger RNA, 4664 nt
Organism: Lonchura striata (white-rumped munia)
Lineage: Eukaryota; Metazoa; Chordata; Aves; Passeriformes; Estrildidae
Source: RefSeq, a predicted model, not a curated record